Messenger RNA from Cutaneotrichosporon oleaginosum, 2892 nucleotides. RefSeq lists its product as uncharacterized. Gene Ontology annotation, molecular function: protein binding; structural molecule activity. The record is from RefSeq and is a predicted model, not a curated record. NCBI's taxonomy places the organism in Eukaryota, Fungi, Basidiomycota, Tremellomycetes, Trichosporonales, Trichosporonaceae. Gene Ontology annotation, cellular component: COPI vesicle coat. Gene Ontology annotation, biological process: intracellular protein transport; intra-Golgi vesicle-mediated transport; retrograde vesicle-mediated transport, Golgi to endoplasmic reticulum.
GUCAUCUCUCCACCUCGACCCAUCCUCCGCCUCUCCCUCCUCGGCAUCCCCUCCGCUCUCUUCUGCCGCCCCGCUCUGCAUACCAACAGCGAGGGCGCACCGCUCCCCCUCCUCCUCCUCCUCUCCAGCGAUCGCCGAGAAAAUAGCUCACGAUGCCGAUGCUCCUCGACAUCCAGCGCAAGCUCCUCGCAAGGUCUGACCGAGUCAAGUCGGUCGACUUUCAUCCCACCGAGCCCCAUGUCAUCUGCGGUCUCUACAACGGCCAGGUCAAGAUCUGGAACUAUGAAACACAGACCGACAUCAAGACCUUCGAGGUGACCGACGUCCCAGUGCGCUGCGUCAAGUACAUUGCGCGCAAGAACUGGUUCGUGUCGGGCUCGGACGACUUCCAGCUCCGCGUGUACAACAUCUCGACGGGCGAGAAGGUGACCUCGUUCGAGGCACACCCAGACUACAUUCGCUGCCUUACGGUGCACCCCACGCUCAGCUUGGUGCUCACGGGCUCGGACGACAUGACGAUCAAGUGCUGGGACUGGGACAAGGGAUGGCGCUGCGUCCAGAUCUUCGAGGGCCACACACACUACAUCAUGGCACUCGCGAUCAACCCCAAGGACCCCCAGACAUUUGCGUCGGCAUGUCUCGACCACACCGUCAAGGUGUGGUCGCUUGGUAGCCCCGUUCCCAACUUCUCCCUCGAGGCGCACGAAAAGGGCGUCAACUACGUCGACUACUACCACGGAGGUGACCGCCCGUACAUUGUCACGACGGGCGACGACCGUCUCGUCAAGAUUUGGGACUACCACGCCAAGUCGUGCGUCCAGACGCUUGAGGGUCACACUGCCAACGUGUCCUUCGCGAUAUUCCACCCCUCGCUCCCCAUCAUCGUCUCAGGCUCUGAAGAUGGCACCAUCAAGGUCUGGCACUCGUCAACGUACCGUCUCGAGAACACUCUCAACUACGGCCUCGAGCGCGCAUGGUGCAUUGCCUACCGCAAGACGGGCAAUGAGAUCGCCGUCGGCUUUGACGAGGGUGCCGUUGUGCUCAAGCUCGGCCGUGACGAGCCCUCCAUCUCGAUGGACGCGUCCGGCAAGGUCGUGUAUGCGCGCAACACCGAGGUUCUCACCGCCAAUGUCGGGCAACUCGGCGAAAAGGACGAGAUCGAGGAUGGCCAGCGCCUCUCCCUCCCCCUCCGUGAGAUGGGCACGACCGAGGUCUACCCCACCUCGCUCCAGCACUCGCCCAACGGCCGCUUCGUGACCGUCUGCGGCGACGGCGAAUACAUCAUCUACACUGCGCUCGCAUGGCGCAACAAGGCCUUUGGCAGCGGUACCUCAUUCGCCUGGGCUUCCGACUCAAACACCUAUGCCGUCCUCGAGGGCAAGUCCAAGAUCCGCGUCUUCCGCAGCUUCAAGGAGCGCACGGGGCUCAUCAAGUCGUCGGGCUCGUGGGCCGUCGAGGGCAUCCACGGCGGGCCGCUGCUGGCCGCGCGUGGCUCUGGCUUUGUCAUGUUCUGGGACUGGGAGACGGGGGCCGUCGUCCGCCGCAUCGAGGUGGACGCGACCAACGUCGCGUGGUCGCAGUCGGGCGAGCUCGUCGCCAUCACCACCGAGGAUUCGUUCUACAUCUUGCGCUUCGACCGCGACGCGUACGCGCAGGCGCUCGACUCGGGCGAGAUCAUCGGCGACGAGGGUGUCGAGGAGGCGUUCGACAUCGUGGCUGAUGUUGCGGAACAGGUCAAGACGUGCAAAUGGAUCGGCGACUGCUUCAUUUACACCAACUCGGCCAACCGCCUCAGCUACCUUAUCGGGGACCAGUCGAGCGUCAUCAACCACUUUGACACGAGCGUCUUCCUCCUCGGCUACCUCCCGUCCCACAACCGCAUCUAUGUCGCGGACAAGGACAUGAACAUCUACAGCUACGGCCUGUCGCUCACUGUUGUCGAGUACCAGACUGCCAUUCUCCGCGGCGACAUGGAGGAGGCUGAGCGUAUCCUCCCAACCGUUCCCGCCGACCAGCGCAACCGUAUCGCCCGCUUCCUUGAGGUGCAAGACCUGAAAGAGCUUGCGCUGCAGGUGUCUACUGACCCCGACCACAAGUUUGACCUUGCGAUCGGCAUCAACGACCUUGAGACAGCGCUCACUCUGGUGCGCGCAGCCCCCGAGGCUGGCUCCGAGACCAAGUGGAAGGUGGUGGGCGACAAGGCGCUGGCUGCAUGGCAGCUCGACUUGGCGCAGGAGGCCUUCGAGAAGUCGAAGGACCUCGCCGCCCUGCUUCUGCUGUACACGUCGCUCGCGGACCGGGAUGGGCUGCAGCGCCUGGCGCAGGCAGCCGUGGAGAAGGGGCAGAACAAUAUCGCUUUCGCGGCAUUCUUGCAGCUCGGCGACAGCGCGAGCUGCGUCGAGUUGCUGGCGUCCACCGACCGCCUGCCCGAGGCAGCCUUGAUGGCGCGUUCGUACAACCCUGCCCUCGCCGGCCCCGUCGUCAAGAAGUGGAAGGGCGAGCUUGAGCGCGCGGGCCGCAAGAAGGUGGCGGCGACGAUCGGGUCGCCGGACGAAGACCGCGGCCUGUUCGAAGAGCUCGACAGCGAGGGCUCGGGCGUCAUGGUCGAGCGCGAAGUGGACGGGCUCGCGUCGGGCGUCGCGGCGAUGGGGGUGCGCUCGCCGUCGCCCAAGAAGAGCCGGACGCCGAGCCCCGUCAAGGGCAGGUCGCCGAGUCCGGCCAAGGCCGGCUCGGCGUCGCCAGAGAAGCCCCGGACGCCGUCGCCGACCAAGGGCUUGUCGCCGGGAGCCGCGUCGCCUUCCAAGACGCCCAGCCCAACACUGAGCGGCAAGGCGGACAAGAAGGACUAGCCGCUAUAGAGUAGGAUAGGCAUGCAUGGAUUGGACAGCUGGG